Molecule: messenger RNA, 9636 nt
Organism: Amoebophrya sp. A25
Lineage: Eukaryota; Dinophyceae; Syndiniales; Amoebophryaceae
Source: the annotation of a GenBank genome assembly
GUGUUGCGCUGUCGGUGGAUAAAAUGGUAACAAAAGAGUGGAUGGAUUUCGCAAAGCAUAGACACCAGAUAGACCUUUCGAACACCAAGAAUAGAGAAAUACACGCAAGGCAUGUUACGGCAAUCAUCUCAUAGGCCAAGAAGAGCAAGAGAGCAUUCAUCUUUUAGUGUGGUUUCCCUAAAUGUAAUGUUGAUCGUCUUAUUCAGGGGAAAACAAGUAUCCAUGGUGUGGUACGAUCGUUGGCUAAGUAUGUGUAAAUGUAAUCGAUCAUCGUCUUAAUAUUCAGGGGAACAAAAGUAUCGUCCAUGAGCAAGAGGCUCUUAGGAGAAAUAUAUUAUAUCAACGGCCAAGAAGCGGAUCAUACUGCUUUUUCGGAGAAACUAUGCAAGCUGCACUAGCAGCACAUUACUUUUACUAGCUGUAGUUCUAAUCACUGCCGUCGCUUCUUGCGCCAGACCUCUCCUCCUGAUGAAGAUGUAGUUUACGAUCCUGAUGGGACCGAACAUUUGGUGCGCAAGGCUUAUCCAUGGAGCAUCGUCGAUGACGAGUUAAGGUCAACAUUUAGUGUCCAUCUUUCUCGGCAUCUCGGUACCCUUUUCCCUUGUAUUCUGAUGAAAUACAAGGUAAAAGGGGUCAAGAUGAGGGGGCCGAGAUGCAAUCCAGCAGACUCUAAACGAAUAUUGGACAAGGUACAUGGACCAUCGCUUGGAGGACGCUUUGUACACGAGAACCGGGAAGGUGAAGAAUUUCACGAGGAAUAGCUAUCGGUCGAUUAAGGCACGAGUAGAUAAUACUUAGUUGGAUCAUUUUUCCAUUAUUAGAUAGACGGAUUGAUAGAAACAAACGUAAGCCUAAACGCAGGGACCACAUACUAGAGGACGCGCACGCCCGCGACCUUUCCAUCCCAUUCAUCAAUGGGGUCGUAACCCCUAUUCGCCCAAGCACUAGUCGCAGUCCUGAACUCGUCUAAAUACAUGGGCAAGGCUAAGAUUGAAGAUGCCCGACUCGCUGAGGAGAUUAUUAAAAAGAACGUGGAUCCUUUACUGGCGUUACUGCGCAACUUCGAAUAUGAGAUGGAAGAGGAGGAGAUGGAGGCUUUCGCGCCUCAUGCUUUGGUUAAGGCAAUGAUUUUGAAUCUACAUGAUCUAGACUGUAAUCUUGAACCUGCUUGAACCUUACUCUUAGCCCUUGUAGUAUUCGUAUCGUCCUCGUUGGCUUGCUGUCUCUUCCUAGGGGUCGUAGGGGGGAAGAAAGCCAUUAGACCAGGAUUUUUCUCGUUGCUUUGGGUGCAUUUUGCACCCCUCUUUUGAUAAUUAUAACUGCCGGGUCAUUUUGCGAGGACCGAAGCGGCCCCAUCUAGUGGGGGCUAGGUGGUGCCUUAAGGCGACCCUUUUUGGUCCAAAAUGGUCGCCAAAUGACCCAGGUCGUUUGGGGUGUCAAAGUGGGGUCUUUUUGCCCCCCUUUUUGACACCCCUCCAAAGCAUCGCUCCUAGGGGUCGUAGGGGGGAAGAAAAUCAUAGCCAAGGAAGAUGCUAGUGCUACCCCGGGGGACGCGACUGUAGUGUUAGAAGUACCUCUAAUUUAGGUCACAACAUGGACAUGACGGAUAUCUUGCCUACUUACCGCCGCAUAAUCUUGGACCAGCAGCCGAAUUAUCCGUGGUUGAUUGCGCGUGACCAGGAUGAGCACGCUUCGACGGACCGUAAGAUUGCUAUCCUGAGAAAAGGCGGAUCGUCUGACCGCUCAUACCUUUUAUUAAGAAUUGCGGUGGAGUGUCAUCGUGGUGGAGUGUCAUUAAUAUCUACUUACCUAGUAAUUAGAGUAGUUUAUAGAACGGAUGUAGGAUGGACUUGGAUGGAUCGGAUGGACCCCCCUGAUUCUUCCGAUCCUACUUGAAAUGGUGGAAAGUCCAUCCGUUUCCGUUCCAUCCGAUCCAUCCCAUCCCGGAUCUGGCACCCCUAUGAACUGCUCUAUAGUAUGGUCAUCUCUAUGUGUGCUAUCUAUCAGUCUCUUCAGCUUCAUAGACGUAGAGCUAGAGGAGGAGAUGAACGAAAAGGAGGCGCGACAUACUCGAACAAGCGGUAGAUUCAGGCUCGUUUUUCUCGGCUCUUAUCUCUUGUUCACGCUUACCAGUUCUAAUUCCCAAAACAUUCAAAGCCCCCAGCACGGGCUUGGACUUGCUUCCAGCAUACGACUUUGACAAUCUUUGGUUGAAGCAGUACGACACUUUUUGGGGCCAAAAGUUUGGCCGGAUUCCGGUAGUCACGUCAAUCGGCGAGCAGGAAAAGCAUUACCGCCAAAUGGUCGAGGAUGCGAAAGUUCAACUCGUAGAACAAAGAGAACACGACAUGCAGCAAAGGUUAGGGAGCUUUACAGUACUGUAAUUCAAUUCAUCUCAAGAAGCACCUUGAUCAUCUUUACCGUCGUGUAUUCGUAUUGCAAUUGCACCUACUGCAAGUGCCUGUGAGGCUCGCUGUGAAGGAUUCACAACCUAACCUAACCACCUACUUUAGAGCCCCUUGUUUUCAUCAAGUGGAAAACACGAAAAAGAUGCUACUUUUCAAGUAAGGUGAUGAAAAUGAUUGAAUAUAGGUGGUAACGUUCUCUAAUGAAGAAACAUGCUGAAGAUCAGAAAUCUGCAUCCUCUGGCACAUCAAAGAAAAAAUCUUGUAAAGAAAACCCUUCGAAGUCCCGAGAUGGAGCUGCUGCUGCUGCAACAGAUGAGGAUAAAGAUUCCAGCAUCUCUUCGAUUCCGUCGCGGCUUGCUUAUAAUUGGAAAAAGAUUUUUUCUCGAUUGACUGGCAGAGAAAAACCCAAGGGAACUCCACGCUCUUCGAAGCAUCUUCGAAGCAUUGAGGACGAAGAUUGCAUCGACGAGGAGGAGGAUUCAUCAGAUAACACGAAGCAUUCAGCAUCUGGUUCUGGUGCGUCAUCUUCUACGUCAUCUUCAGCACAAGAACGUACGAGCAACCCAGAAGAUGAAGAUGAUGCUGACACUGUGACUCUGGUGGAGCAGAACCCCAAUCUUCGUGUGGUGAAAUUGACUUGGAAUGAAGGCACCUAUAUUCCUUCUGGUUUGCUUGGUGGGGCGUUGCCUGCGUCUGGCGUGGUAGCGGAUCACUACGCUGGGCUGUUACACAUCGUCAACAUCUAUUGGGGACAGUCCAAAGAAGAAAAAGCACAGCCGCAGAGUAACGCUGAAGAAGAUGAUGAUGAAGAGCACAUUAUUCAGACGUUCACUGCAUCGGAUAUGUCCUUCCACAGGGACGACCUCUCCAUGCACAAUCUGCUGGGUGUGUCUGCUGGUGGGAGUCUCUCCUGGCAUAUGCAAGAGUCUGUGGCGCCAGAAAGCGUUGUCCCUUUCCCUCAAGGCAGAGUGUUUUCGAAUUUAACCAUAGGCGUGAAUCAUGGAGGAACUAGUGCAAUACUCGACUUUAUGCCGUCUCCGGCGUCGCUAAGGCGUCGAAAGAGAGUUGGAACAAAGGGGUCGAAGAAAAACCGAGGUGGAGGCUCUUCUAGUACUGGAGAUAUGAACAAAAAUAAGGAGAAAAGACAAGGUGCUAAACAAGGCGAUAAGAAAAACAAGGCUAGCACCAGGUACGAUCAUGAUCUGAUGCGACGGUUUAUGGAGUACAUCAACAAGCCCAAAUUGGAAAACGAAGACGUUAUGCUUUUCAACACCGAUGCGAAGGAUCAUAACUUUCAACGGCCACCAGUGUUGAUCCCCGACCUCCCAGUCCUCGGAAAGUUAAGGCAGCAGCUACCGCUCAAGCAUCCUCAGCAUCUGUUUUGGACCUUUUAUAUUUUCUACUUGACAUCAAAGGGAGGACCAACAUACAAUACAAGGAUGAACAACCUAUUACAACAAUGAUGCUAACGCGGCAGCAGCUCAUCUAAGAAAAGGAUUGAUGAGAUUGCGCCCAAGCAUGAAAAACUUGCGCAUGUGCGCAGGUACCUCGAGAGUCAUGACUCGCUUGAAUGGACCGCAGUUACAAGAGGAUGAGGCACAGAACAAGAUACCCGCGGAAGACAAUUAUGUUUGAUCUACUUGAUGUGGAGGCUCCUCAAGAAAUUGAAUUGAUGAAGAUGAUGCGGCCUCUGAAAAGACCAUUUAUUUUAGAGUAGUUUAUAGAAUGGACUUGGAUGGAUCGGAUGGAUCGGAUGGACCCCCCUGAUUCUUCCGAUCCUACUUGAAAUGGUGGGAAGUCCAUCCGAUCCAUCCGACCCAUCCUAUCCCGGAUCUGGCACCCCUAUAAAUUCCUCUAUUAUUUAAUAAAUUGUUUUCGUGAGUAUAUAAUUUAUAUUUCUAGCACCAGUCAGAGCAGGCUGAGCCUAAUAUACCAAUAUUAAUGAUAAUUAACCGUCCUCCAAAUGCAAAUAAUACAAUCACCUCCUCAUCUAAUUCCCUCAAGAAGACUCGAAAGAAGACGUCGUUGUCAAGGCUUUGGCGGGAUUUUCGAUGGGUUUGCGAGCGGACCGGAUUCACCUUAAAUCUGACAUAACAGUGCCAGAACCGAACACUACUCCAGAAGGAUCGCCGUUCUUUUAUGGUCGUGAUACGCCAGAGCUGCUAUCUCGUAUAGCUGCCAUUCCGUGAAGUUUUCACAGGCCAGGUGUCCAAACCCUGACCUAACGCCCAGUUGUCUCAUGAUUUCUUUCUCUAAUAUCUUGAUGAAGCUUCUACUCUACUUCACCAUUUUAUUUUGCGACAACACAUAAUUUUUAGACUUGAUCAAAAAAUCCGGCGCACUGUACAAAUGGUUAUAAUUUACUUACAGCACGCAAGAAUCAUCCGCACCCGCCCACUCUAAUGGCUCCUUCCCUUCGCCAAGCUACAUUGGGAUAAUCAGCGCAAGGAGUAUGUGAUUCGGUGUACGAUGGCUUUUGACUCCAACAAACUUUUUGGAUGGGACCAGCAGAAUAACACCCACGUGACCAAACGCAAUGCCACUUACGUGGUUCGUACCUUCCGGGAUAGUGACAAUUAUUUUAUGGCGUGGUUUCUUUUUCUUCUCUCCUAAAGGAGACAUAGUAAGUUAGUAUGCUCUAGCGGAAGAGGUCGUCGAGGACUUCUAUCAAUGAAAAACAUGGACUCGUCCCGUAGUUGCAGAUGAAAAAAGCUCUAAUUCUCAUACCGUAGGAGGAAAGCGAAUCCCUUUAUCUGCACAUGCAAAAGCGCAACUCGAUAGGCUUACUGCCACCGCCACUACUAUCGAAGAAUUAUACAACACCAAUAGCACUACAUCAAAAACUUCUUCUUCUUCUGGUGAAGCUGGUGGAGGUAAAAUAAACUCCUCGACCACUGCGAGCAGCGCCACAGAAUCUUCGACAAGGAGCAACGACGCCUCCACGACUGCGUCGGACAGCACGCUGCAACCUAGUGGCAGCGCCAUCGUGGAUAAGUUCUACAAGGGAACGACCAUUUUGGUGGAUGAAAUUCAAGUCCUCGAAGUAAGAAUCGCCGUGUUGCCUUCUGCGCUACCGAUUUCUACGCUGCGUAAGAUUGGACUGGAUCAAGAUUUAGUGUGCGAGAUUCCCCUUACGCAUCGCAAAGAAGGCGACGAGGAUGUUAAGGCUAGUUUGCUGUUCUCUAUCCCGAAUCCAAUUCCAUGAUCAGGUCCGGCUAUGUCUAAGAACUAAGCAUGCUGAGUACAACGAGAUGAGAGUGGGUUCGUUCCCCUUUGAUGACGGUCCUCGUGAAGGGGAUUUUACUAAGAGAAGGUAGGAAGAAAGAGAACCCACUCAGGAGGAGCCACGGAUAUACAUAAUUAGUAUUAGUAACACUCGUCUCCGAGAACCUUCUCAGUUUUUCCAGGAGGACAGUAGAAAGAGUCUAAGGAUGACGCAGGACCGCUGUUCUGCGGACUGCUUGAUGAAGAGCGGCACUUAUUGCAGAUGAAAAAGAAUUUUAUCGUGGAAGGCCCUCACCAGCAUGAGGAUGUUAAAGCUCAGAUUCAUUAAGGCUUUAUUGGCUUAUUUUUUCCAAAGAUGGAAUGAUCAAUCUUCUGGAACUUGAUUGUUGUUCAGAAGCAUGCUGCUCUGAAAGAUGAUGAGUUUGAAGACGUCCUUCUCCAGGAAUUAUCGUUAUCCUCGAUCGUCUAAAUUAGAUCGUUUGCACGUAGUGGAAGCCGCGGUUUCACCACCUCUACGACCUCAUCUUCCAGUACUAGUCCGAAUGCUGCAGAUGCGAUCGCGAAAAACAGAGUUGGACAUGUAGACGCCCGAUUGUUGCGCCGGAGUCGCCUCGUGCGAGAAAUGCGAAUGAGAAGGAAAGUGUUUCUCCAUCGCGAAGCUUUUCAUCGCCAUUUUGCUCUCUUGCGCGACAAAGCACUGAAGAAGUGGCCGAAAAUGAUGCUAGCAAGAGAGCUCCAGUCCUUCAACUGGCAUCACACUGUUGUCACGCCACAAGGCCAAUUCCUGAAUCCGCCUACGAAUCUGACAGCGCGUAACAACACGAUUUCGAUCACCAAGACGACGACUGGUAGACCCAUUCCGGAAGUCGCUGGGUGGCGAGCGACGAACUCACGGUUCGUCAAGGGCCUUCGUUUGACCACGGUGCAGCAUCGCGCGAAGAUUCGGAGACUGAGUCUCAGUUACCUGAAUCCACGACUAGAAGUCUUUAGACAAGUAUGACCACAGGAAAAAGUGCAUUCACACUCAACAAGAAAUAAUUGGCGGCUAAGAUUUAAGUGGGAAAGGAGCCACUUGUUUUUUGAGUGUGAGUGCACUUUUUUCCUUUCAUAGCAAGUGAGGGAUCGAAAGGCUGCAAUGAAGAAGGAAAUCAGCGUGGAAAUAGCGAGCAUGGAGCAGGACAAUGGAGUUAUGAAAGCUGCCUUUCUCUUCUGAUGCUGUUGUAGCUGAAAGUGAAAGAUCCACAUGUAGUUUUAGAGUCAUGAUACAUGUGACGUCGAGGCUUUCAGCACUCUCUAGAAGAGUAGAAAGCGUGGUCUUGAUGUUCACUUCUAUUGCAGCUCUCCUCUACUAGCGUCGUCAUGAUCUAUCAAUCUACUUCUCUUAUAGUAUAAUCAUGAUCUCAUCUAACCCUCGCGAGAAUAGUACGACACCUUCUGCGCCUUCUUCUAGUAAAGCGACAAAAACUGAAGAGUCUACGUGGUUUUCUUGGCCAUUCCCCUGGCCGUUUAUAUCUCCAGCUAAAGUCUUCCGAUGCACAUGCUGGCUUGUCUGCUAUUUGUGUGGUCCUAUAAGUACUCUUAUUUAUGUUGAGUCAUUUGAGGGGGAGAAGCUUCGAUCAACAUGAUGUUGAUGUUGUUGAGACAAUCUUAAUUAUCCAACUUUUAUCUCAUGUGGAAUUUUUUUUGACUAUCUAAGGUUUACUCGCACAUCAUUUACUUCAUUCUUACUCACACCUCCAAUCGAAUACCACCCUUGCAUGAUCAUCUCAGUCUCACAUUUAUGAUCAUCCACAUUCACAUCCUACAACAGAAUCCGUUUUUUGGACAGCGCUCUCUCCGUUUGGGUUCGUGUGGAGGAAGGUUUCUGCUCAUCUUGGAAGCAGCAAAACAGAACAACAGGGCGAUUCCUCAGACGACGAGGAUGACGUCAAAGGGGAUGAUCCUGAUUAUUAUGGCAUGGGGUCGUUAGCGUUACUGGGAUUUUUAUACUUUCUGCUCAUCAAUGUUGACGAGUACAACUGACUAGUACCAUGUGAAUGUGUAGACUGUGCUUGAAUUUACAACUAAAACUAUGAUCUUCAUCACGACAACUCCCACGACCUCUGGAGGGGGGGCUCUACUUCUCCCCCCCUUCCCUAAUUUAUAGUAUACGAACCCCCCCUCCAGAGGACCUGAUCCUCUGGAGGACCUGAUAGUAUACGGACCUGGUUAGGAACGAACCUGGACCUGAUCCUCGUCUCUUUUCGUCCUCUUCUAAGGGCGUGGAGAAAUCUCAGCAGCUUUCCGGCAAAAUCACGUGAGCUCCUUCUUCCCGAACCGAGUCGGGUGGAACAUUAGGGAGGUUAGCUGGUCCCGUCUUCGACGCCGUAACAACCUCCUGGACAAAGAGCCCGACUAUAUCGGCAGCGAAGCGGUUGCGAUGCAAGCAGUGGAGAGAUCUUUGCCGCUUACUACUUUAUGGUUGAGUCUGCUUCUGCUAGUUGUAGUUUUGCUGUAACAAGAAGAAACAAAAGUUCGUUGCUGCUUAUUUUUUGGAAUUCGUUCACUCACAUCCACUUCCACAUGGCUUUUCCUGACCUGAAAGCAUGGGAUUUCUUCUAUUUCUAAUUUUCAGCGCUUCUCCAGCAGUUCAAAAGUCGAGUCCAGACGCCAAGAGGGUCCUCUUCGACAUCAAAAAAGCGAAUGCAACAAGAACGGGACACUUUUUGAACCUCGGAACUCAAGUUAAGGCUUGCAGAUGAAACAUCUACUUUCGAAAAACUGAAAUAAGCGAGUAACUACUUACAAUAAGCGAGAUACUGAACAAGGAAGAGUAGCCCUGUCAGAGCUACCUCCCUUAUUUCAGUCAGUAACUCGGUUAUUUCAGUUUAUCGAAUACUUUAGAUUGGCAGUAAAUGUUUUUUAUUUACUCCAAUGGGCAUUUUUCUUCUGUUUCCUUAUUAUCUUAGAAUUGUUCUGAAGACAUGUGUUCAGCCGCGAAGAAAUGGACUGUUUUGGUUUCUAAGCACCACGCCGAUCUGCAGCAAGACCUUGUCCGCCUCUACCUCUUCUCCCAAGGUCACAGAGGUUCUUUGAAUUACACCUGGCUAGUGGAUUUGUGGAAGCUUUCAUGAAGCUCCUAGAGGGGAGGUAGCAGUUCACUUUCGCUACGUGCGGAAAAACUUUGGUGCAAGAGAAAGCACGCAUCAUGAUCAUCAAGAACUAUGAAUCUAUGUAUAAGACCACGACAAUGUGAUAUAAAGAUCGUCACUAAUGUUGUCAAGAAUUUCAUAGGCAUAAAAAAGUGAGUCUUUGGGCCAUUGUUAUUUGCAUCCACUAAUAACAAUAAGUUGUCUCAACAAAGCGUUUGUUGUAUAUAUAAGAAAUGAUUCCUUCUUCUGGUCCUGAUGCGCCAAGACAUCGCUACUUGUUACAAAAUGAUUUCUAGUGUUGGAUCGUUCAAGAUUUUUUGAAUUUAUUGUUUGCAGAUUACGCCGCUACUUCUGAAUCGAAAUAAGCUAGAAGUAGAGUGAAAAGGUGUCUGUUGAUGAUGAGUUACGAAGUACUCAUCUACUCUGGAGGUUGGUACGAGACAACCAUCUACUCUGGAGGUCCGGGACAAGAACCAUAUUUUUUUCAGUACUUCUGUUACACAUGGACGUGGUAAAAACAAGUGGUGAACAACAACCGCCUCUAAGCAUAUUUUAUAUCGGUACUAAGUUGAAAACGGUCCCCUUGCCGUUCACGUUCUGUCACUCUCGUUGAUUGUAGUUGUAAAUGUAAGUUUUGUUGUAUCGUCUAGUCCCGCUUUAUUGUUACCCAUACAUGGUCACUUCUGAAGAUGUUUUCGUUGUAGCACUAUCUAUGUAUGACCACCCCAGUAAUGCUGAUCAUGCAAGGACCCGAAAGUUUCAAAAAAUUUAUUCAUUUUUUUAUGGUGUUAAAAAAAAGAAGCAAGUUGUAUUAUGGCAUACAAAAAAAGCAAAAUGAAAACCAAGAAGCAGACCGGUGUUGUAAGAACUCC